Dimorphilus gyrociliatus is the source of this 3815-nucleotide messenger RNA. The record is from the annotation of a GenBank genome assembly. NCBI's taxonomy places the organism in Eukaryota, Metazoa, Annelida, Polychaeta, Dinophilidae.
AGUAAACGUUUAAAUUUUGUGGCAAUCUAUGGACUUUCAGAGCGAACAACCAACGUCAAAAAACUCGGCUAUGAAGAGAAAACGAGAGAAAAAUUGGACAGAUUUCUCUAAAGAAACAACAUUUCAUGGUGUAAAGAAUAUCUUUGCCAAAGAAACAUCAUUAUUUAGGCGUAUUGGAUGGGUAUUUAUUGUUUUUGGAGCAAUUUUUCUAUUCUGUUAUCAAGUUGUAAGAAGAGGAAUGGACUAUAACAAGAAAGAUGUAACAGUAAAUGUUGAAGUGAUAUACUCAAAAAGUCUGGGAUUUCCAUCAGUUACUGUCUGCAACCAAAAUAAAUUCAGGUAAAUCUAGAAGUCUGCUUAGCCAAUACGCUUUGAAUAAUACAUUAUUUCAUACUUUUCAUAGUUUAGUGUUUUAUAUAAAGUUAGAAAUGCUACAGUAACUAUUCAAUCAAAUAUUCAUAAGGUUCCUUAUCUAAUAUUAUAAUGAGAUACUAAUUAAAUAAUUUAUUUCUAUAAAAAGGAUGAGUAGUACUGUUGAAUUGGGUUUAUAUGAAUAUAUUAGCAACAUUUACAACUCUGACUCUAAUGAAAAUACAUCAAUCUAUGAUGCAAACUUGCCUGGAAAUCUUAUAUAUGACACAGAAUUUGUCUUCAAUUACACAGCGCAUAGACAAUCUAAUUUUAUAUUUGAUUGUCAAUGGGCAAAUAAACCAUGUAAAUCUGAAUACAUUUCAAGAACUAUUACCGAGUAUGGAGUAUGUUAUACAUUCAAUUCUCCAUCUGCUCUGAAUGAAACCAAAGGCAUAAGCAUUGGUGAAUCUGGCAUGGCUAAUGCCCUCUCUUUUCUAUUCAACAUUGAGCAAUACGAACACAUGCCUGGACCCUUUAACAAUGCUGGUGUAAAAAUAGUCUUACACGACGAUUACAAAAAGCCGCUUAUAGCGGACUUGGGAUUCGCAAUUGCGCCUGGAAUGCAUACACUUGUUGGAAUAAAGCGAAUUGAAUCUUAUAAGCUCAGUAAUCCAUACGGAGAAUGUGUGAAAUCGGAAUAUAAAUCGCACGCCGAAUGUAUAGAUUACUGUCGGUUAAGCUGGGUAGCGGAUAUGUGCCACUGUAUUCCAUUCGAAGCGAUUCUCAUCCUAGGAAGGGCUAUAAAAAAUGAUAAAAGGUAUUGUAAUUUAUCAGAGACAUAUGGAUGUGUAAGAGCAUCAUUGGAAAAAGUACAAAAUGACAAAAAUAUACAUUGUUCAUGUUCUGUUCCUUGUUCACAAAUUAUUUAUGAACCUAAUCUCUCAUUUUCAUCAAUAUCAGAAUUUGCAGCCAAUAAGCUAUUAAACGGAAAUUCAACUGGAAUGAAUGAUUUAAAACAAAAAUUUUCAAAAAUUUUAGAAAUUAAAGAAAGAAGGGUUAAAAGUAAUUUUGAAAAAAAUACUGCAAUAAUCUCUCCAUUUACAACAAAAAUAUAUUUUGUCUUGCAACGACUCGAUGGUCCUUUUAGACAGUUUUUAACUGAUCAAGAAGAUAUUGCAUUGUUUAGGGCCAUUUUCUUUGAUUUAUAUAAAAUUAUGAUAAACUUUGGAACAAUGGCCGAGUCUUUUGAUUCUUAUCCAAUGAGACAUAUCAGACAACAACUACGUAUUAAAUCAAAUAAGAUUUAUCAAUAUAGAACAGGCCUAUUUGGACCAGUUUCAAUAGAGAAGGAAGAGAUGCUGACCAAUCUGGAAAACUGUAUAAAAGAUCUACACAAAAUGAAUGAAAGUUUGUUUAUUAUGGAUUGCAGUAGAUUUAUGAAACAUUUUAAAUUUUCUAAAUAUAAAAUACAUUUGAAAGACUUUCGCCUCUUUUGGAGUGUAGCUUUAAAAGAUUUUCAAGAUCAACUGAGUAGCAUAAUCCAAGCAGAAACUUUAGAGAAAAUGCAUAUUGAAGAAAUAGAAAGAAUAUUUGGUUUGAAUAUAAGUAAUCCAAAAAUACCAUUCAAUACAAUAUGUCAUCCAUUCUAUGAUAGUCUAGCAUUUAUGGAAAAUUCAAUGACAUUUCCAACUGUAUUUCAAAAUGAUAGUUAUGCUAAUAUUGGAACAAAGAUCAAUAUUGCUGUUAAAGCAUUAUUAAGCAUGGAGGAGAGUUUAUAUCAAAUUAAUUACUUUGAUGAUUCCUACUGUCUCCUUAACAAAAGAAUAUUCAUUGAGAUCGAUAAUAGAAUAAGGGAACUUUUAAUUCUUUCAGAAGACAUUUCUUUUGAAUUAGGAGAAUUUCAUAAAUCAAUAAGACCAUUUUAUGAUAUUCAUCAUUUGGUUCUCACUAAAACUCAACAAUUUCAAUCAUACUUACAUUUUAAUUCCACAAUAAAAAAGGCUAAUUUAUCAAAUUCUUUCAGUUUGAGUUGUUUACUUGAUAAUAUUAACAGUUUAAUGAAUUUCUAUGAAAAUAUACAAUCACAAAAGUCAACAUUUCAAAAUGCAAUAGAAAAAGUUUCCAGAAAACUUUCAGUUAUUGAAAAUUAUAUUGAUUUCAUAUUUAUGUGGCCAAUUGCAGUCAAACAUCCAGACAAUACAGAUAUUCAAUACACUGAUGUAAAUCAGGUUUAUUCAAUAAUUAAUAAGAAGAAAAAUGAAAAUAAUCUCAAUCUUAAUUGUCCAAAAGAAAGAUUGCAGAAUUUUUCAGGAUAUACUUGGAGUACUUGUUUAAAACAAUUUACAUAUGGAAUGAUUUCACACAAUUUUGAUUUUCCUAACAUUUCUCAACAAUCGUUUAUUGACGUUUUAAACAAAUUCAAUGACCUUCAACUUUUUUUGAAUGAAUUUGAUAAAAUUUCAAAGGUUGAUAAAGAUUUCUUCAGAAGGAAUUUUGCAAAAGUUGAUGUUUUCUACAAAGAAAUGAGCUUUCAGAAGAUAAUACAACAAGAAAAAUUUGCAUUUCUCUCUUUCAUCUCUGAAAUUGGUGGAUUUUUAGGUUUGGUUUUAGGCGCUUCUGUCAUAACAAUUAUUGAAUUUAUUGAUUUUUUUGCCCUUAAGCUAACAUCAAAAAUCUUUAGGAGAAUUUGAGAAAACUGAAAAUUGAAGGUAGGGACAUUUAAUUAAAAGAUUAUUAAACCUUUCACAAACAUUCUUUGUCAAUUUGCAGUUUUCUAAUUCUAAGGGUCAGGGGUAAUCAAAAAGGUUAGGGAGUGACAAGGGCUAGGUUAGGGUUAGGGUUAAAUCAUGCAUUGUUUUAAUGAAUUUAAUACAUUUUCAAAUUCAAUACAAACUUUAGCAGAGAGAUUAUUUUCCCUUAGAUUAAUACUUUCAAGUUUUUUGCACUUUUUUAAAAGUUUUAUUGUCAAAACAACAGUUUCUAAAACUAAUUGCCUUCAAUGUAUUUGAUGAUUUUUCCAAUUCUUUGCAUAUAUGGAAUAGUUCAUCAUUUAAAAUUAAAUUGGAAGAUAAAUUGACUUUUUCAAUUUUUUAACAUUUACUCAAUAGUUGUGUUAGCCUAUUACAACUUUCAUCCAUAAAGUCACAAUAUGAACAAUCAAUUUCUUUUAAACUUUUUACUGAUUUCCUAAGUCCAUUACAGAUUAUAGGCCAAAAAUUAUCUUGAUAAAAAGAAUUGAUGAAAUGUUGAUCAAAAAGAAAAAAAAGUUAUGUGUUUCAUGUUCAUCAAAGUAAGGAAAAGAUGAAGAGAAAUUUACAGUUUUGAAACGCAAUGAGUAACGAGAUAAGCGUUACAGCGGCUACAAAACAUCAAUUUUUGUUUAAACGAUUGUAUUAUUCAUCACAAUUUAUUGAUUGUUGUAAUAUUUCUCAAACUCAUCAACGGAUAUCUUAUGAAUAACUUGG